AUGCCCUCCUCCGCUAAUACCUCUGCGACCCCGGACGCCCUCGAAUCCGACCUCCUCACCAAGCUCGCCGCCACAUCAGCCCUUGAAGAUCUCCAAGACACUCUUCUGGGCUCCUUACACCGAGCAGGAUGGACUGACCGAAUUACGAGCCUUGCGACUGAGCUCCUCCGCUCAGGCCGCUGCGAAACCUUUGACGAUGUGAUGGAUGCGGUCGUCGCUUCGGCGGAGGGCAGGACCCACCCGGCGCUGGGCGCGAAGACCCCCGCAGACCAGAAUGGCAACACAACUCAGAAUGGAUCGAAGGAGGGAGCAGUAAAUGGGACAAAAAAGGACGGCAAGGGCGGGAAUUCCCACAGUGAUCAUUACGACCCACUGAAGUACAUCGAGGAGGUUGACGUGCGCAUUCCGGACACAGUUGUGGAUGAGGGCGUGCGCGGCCUCAAGGAUAUCUUGCGGGAAGUGGUUGACUUGGAGGGAGAGGGGGGCGUGAACGGGGACAAGAAGUGA
Penicillium alfredii is the source of this 507-nucleotide messenger RNA. RefSeq lists its product as uncharacterized. The record is from RefSeq and is a predicted model, not a curated record. The coding region runs from base 1 to 507 and encodes 168 amino acids. Lineage: Eukaryota; Fungi; Ascomycota; Eurotiomycetes; Eurotiales; Aspergillaceae. The transcript has a single exon.